AAUGAACACCCAACAUCUGCACAUUCACAAACAACCAAGGUAGAGUCGGAAUCAGUGCAUGAGCAAUUGAACGCAACGAGUGCAUAUCCAGUCGUCUCUGUAUGCCCUCGCAAGACACUCCGAGUCCACCAUGAACGUUGUGGGAAGCAACAUGGUGAAGACUAGAUUGGAGGAUGAUGAUGGUCGUUUCUUUUUCAAGACUUUCCCCCUGACUACCAGCCGAGCCAAGAAGUCGCGUGCAUCGGACGAGGGCACCGGGAAUGUUACCGCCGAUGGUGUGCCGUCGCCGGCCAUCACCCGGAGCAAGCGGUGGGCCCCGGUGUCCGGCUCGGCCAACGUUGACUACAAGUACAAGCUGGACACACAGAAUCCUGUAACGGCAUACCAGUUUGUGUGCCUGUGCCAGCCGCCUUUCAGCAACGGCGACGACGAGGAUGAUGACGAGGACGACGAGGAAGAAGAAGAAGACGAGGAUGCGGACAAGGAGAACGGACCAGCCGAGCCCGACGGUGACGAACAGGGCGAGAAGGAAAAGCGGCCGAAGUGCGACGGCGGCAAGACGUGCCUGUGCGACAAGCCGGCCGAGCUGCACCCCGACCACAUGUGGGAGAUGUCGCGCGCCGGCAAGAUCAAGUUCUUCUUGCAGCGGACCAACUUCGCGCUGCGGGAUCCGGACAACUUCAACAUGUAUACCUUCAACGACCACGCCGGGUACGGCGUGCUGGAGAUGCUGCAGAACCUCAUUCUCGACUUUGAGGAGGCCACAAGCAACUACAAAGAGCAGUGGGCCGUCUGCGAGGCACUCGCCUUCUUUCUCCAGGUGGACGUUGCAGGCGCUCUCAUUGGACGUCUUUGCAUGUCUAUGCUGGCCCUGCUCGAGCGAGAUAAGCUUCUUGCCAAGGACUCCGAGAUCAAAAAUCUGGGUCUGAUCAUGGCACUUUUCAUGACAUUCGCGUGCGAUGGGAGACCGUACGGUCUGCUGGAGGAGAGCAAGCAAGAGUCCCUGGGCCCGGCAAAGGACAAGAAGUGGGAGCCGCACGCUUUCGAUAGUAAUUUCCUCGCUUACGCUCGCAAGUACGGCAUCGAUCUGGCCGGGCCGCACGAUAUCCGCAAUACCAUUAAGGAAGCUGAGGCGGACGCAGACCUGCCCAACCCCGCGUCCAAUACGGGCAGCGCGGAUCCGUUCUCCUUCGCCAAGGAGCUGAAGAAGUACAAAAAAGAGCGGGGAGGCGUCACCGCCUUCUUAGCCGGCUCCGCCGGAAGCCGUGCCAAAGUACCUAUCGGCGGCGACAGUCUCGACAUCACGACCUGGACCAGCGCUGAGCGCAAGAAGGCGGCCUAUGACAAGAAGGACCCGCUCGGCAAGAAGGAUAUCUAUACCAUCAAAGAAGGCCUGAUUAUGGACCUUGCAUAA
Molecule: messenger RNA, 1414 nt
Organism: Chaetomium strumarium
Lineage: Eukaryota; Fungi; Ascomycota; Sordariomycetes; Sordariales; Chaetomiaceae
Exons: 4
Coding region: 131-1414 (427 amino acids)
Source: RefSeq, a predicted model, not a curated record